Selaginella moellendorffii is the source of this 1427-nucleotide messenger RNA. Its product is annotated as COMM domain-containing protein 4. Lineage: Eukaryota; Viridiplantae; Streptophyta; Lycopodiopsida; Selaginellales; Selaginellaceae. Bases 455 to 1258 code for a protein of 267 amino acids. The record is from RefSeq and is a predicted model, not a curated record. The transcript has 11 exons.
GAUGCUGAAAGUUCAAAUCUGUUAGUAGCGGAAAGAACAACCUUCUUUCAGCACAACAAACCUGCAGCAGGAGAGAUUUGGAGCAAGGAUAGGAGGAGAAGAACCAGGAAGACUGCUACUGCAACAGGAGCUCUCGCCAUUUAUCUCUUUCCGAGGUGACUCGAGACUAACAUAACCUGGUUGUAGCUUUUACUGGGAACAAUGCGAUCUUUCACAAGGAUCCGGAUCAAAUGGACAGGUUAAAAAAAUGGAGGAAAGAGGGAGGAAAAUGGCCAAUGGAUCCUUUAAAGGAAAGAGAAUACAAGUAGGCCAACAGUGGGAUAUUAUGGGUGCUAAAGUGUAAGCCUUGCCCAGCACUGAGUGCCAAAUAAUUCCGACACAGGCUAUAGUGGAGUGGAAUCGCGCGUAGAGGAAUAUAUAUAAGCACCGGCUUUGUUGACGGGAGACGAUAUACAUGCCACCUUGGAAUCGUCCUGACGAAUGGAAAGCUAUGGGUCCUGUUAUUUCUGGUUGCACACAAUGGUCGCUGAUACAUUUAUGGACAGGCAUGAAGGAUCGACCAGAAUCUGACAACGUUGGCAUCUCGAGGUCUUGGGAUUCCGGGAGAAAGUUCUGGAUCCCAAGGAAGCGGUUUCCAGCUUUGUUGGUGACGCAAGUGCUUUCUGAGCUCGGGGCUCUAGCGAGGAUGAAGUUUCGGGUUUUCGGUGGAGAAGAUGCUCCAGACUGGGUCCUCUCCGGAAUUUACACGCUCUCCAAACUGAGCUCUGCAGACUUUCAGCUUUUGACACUCGAAAUACUUCGCCAGAUCUUGGGAGAAGCUUUUGAUUAUGAGAAAGCGUUGGAAGUAGCCUCAGCGAGUGCCUCUCUUGAUAUCAAGGCAUGUAUCGCAGCACUCCAUUUUCUUAUAACCAGUGCAGCGAGAUUUGAUGUGGACGACGUCACCGUUUCUAAAGAAGCUCAACAGCUCGGUUUACCAGCGGAGCAUACCGAUUCCUUCUGCGUUGUUUACAAGGAAAGCAAAGAUAGAUUGCUGUCAAGGCUCUCGGGACAAACUCCACGGAUUCCUCCCAUAUGUAUUACUGGAUGGCAAGUGCACAAGCCCAGCAAUGAUAUAUUGUUGCGAUUAACUCAGCCCUGUGAGAACAACAACAAGGACGAGGACAAAAACACCGAUAUGAACUUAAGUUACGUAAAGCUCACAACUCUUUUGACAGAGCUCAAAAGCGCGAGAACUUUGAUGGAAAACCUCUCAAACUGAUCAGCUACGCGGACUUCGACGAGUAGCAAAUAAAGGCUGAAAAUGAGACGUCGCUGUUAGGUCAAUUUUGUAGUGGUUCUUAAACAAGCCCUACAAAACGACCUUUGCGGACAUAAUCCUAUAGCCAAGUGUUUAACCAGAACAUCUCUUAACUUUUUCUUCUUCUUGA